Molecule: messenger RNA, 813 nt
Organism: Colletotrichum higginsianum IMI 349063
Lineage: Eukaryota; Fungi; Ascomycota; Sordariomycetes; Glomerellales; Glomerellaceae
Exons: 2
Coding region: 1-813 (270 amino acids)
Source: RefSeq, a predicted model, not a curated record
AUGACAUCCCCCUCACAAACCCUCUCCCUCGCGGUCCAACCACUCCUCCGCCGCCCGGUCCUCACAGCCCUCCUCACAUCCCUCUCCGCCUCCGUCUUCGCCUGGGCCGUCCGCGACUAUCGAGCCUACAUUGCCCUCGGCCCCGGCGGCGUGCCCCACAACUUCGCCGGCUGGCUGCUCGUCACCCUCGCCAUCCGGCCCUUUGCCCUCUCCAAGACCGCGGCGACCUGGACGGGCGACUUCCCCGCCGAGGGCGCCCACGAGGACGUUAAGCAGGUGCCGCAGCGGCGCGGAGACAGGGCCGAGCUGGGCGGCAUCGUCCCGCACCGGCAGCUGAGCCAGCACGCGCCGGUUCGCAUGAGAGAGUACAUCCAAAACCUCUUCGCCAACGCAGUGACCCAGAACCGCACUCUCUUGGAAUCAAAGCUCUCCCUCUACGAACGCAACAACCCGGCCCUCUUCGUCUCCGCCCCGGUUCUCGCCUCCUCGCCAGCGGUCCCCGCCGCCAGCCGCACGGCCCGCGGCGAGAUCGGCCACUAUCACGGCGACCUGUCCGUCCACAUGUACCUCUCCCCCGCAGACGCCAGGCUCGCCGUGGAAAAGGGCUGGGCCGAGCGCCAUCGCCUCGCGUUGCCACGGGGCUCGCUGCUUGCGGGCCGCUUCCGUGUCGCUGACUCGUACCUCAUGAUCUACGGCCCGCGCGACGAGGACGAGAUGGAGGUGCUCGCCACGUUCCUGAGGAACGGGAUCCGCUACAUGACAGGGGCGGAGGAUAUCAGACCCAUCGUGUGGAAUCAGCUCGUGGAUGCGUGA